CUGACCGUGAAUAUUUCCUCACUUGCAAUCACAAUCUUUGAGCAUCCUGAAACCUAAAUUGUCGCUCCGGACACGCUCUCUAGACCCUUGAUACGUGACCGUAUCAGCCUACUCCACAGUUAUUACCUUUGACCCCAUCUGCAUCAUAGUGCCCUUCUCUGGACCCAUCUCACAAAGCGCUCGACCCAGCAUUCACGACAGCAAGAUGACAACAGCUCAGGCACUCCUGCAACAGAAGCUGACUAUCACACCCAAAAAAGCCUCUCUCCUCAUGCAGGCUGGUUUCAGCGAUUAUCGCGAACUUAAAUAUGCCACGCCGAACGGGAUAGUCGAGCAGUUCACAUCAAAAUUCGGUAUCCCAAAGACAUCCGCCUCCGCUUAUCGGCGUGCAUGUCGCAGGCUGGUCUUUCUCGGAACACAAGAUGAUCCGGAAGAGCAAGAGAAGAUUUGCGCAGAUUGGACCAACAAAGCCCUAGCCGCUCGUGGAAUUUGGAGGGCGGACUUUGAUGAUCUGACGGGCGAGCAGAUUGCCGAGUUGCUUAUGGGUACGGCAGAAUGAUAUGCUUCUGGAGGUUGGACGGCUGCGUCACUUCAAAAUCAGAUAGCGUACUAUUUGGACUGUGGCCAUAUUGUCCUCGACAGAAUUAUUGUCUUGAAAUGCUUUGGGGUUAAGAUGCACUGUCCUGUACCCGCCAAGCUAAUGCCCUUUCUGAUCUUCUAGGCAAGAAUUGAAUAGUCUGGCUAAUAUUACCAUCUUGCACCUUAACUUGAUAUAUCUCGUUCACAUUCUCAACGCAAUUAGAAGGUCUCGAUGCUUCCAAG
Messenger RNA from Fusarium verticillioides 7600, 822 nucleotides. RefSeq lists its product as hypothetical. NCBI's taxonomy places the organism in Eukaryota, Fungi, Ascomycota, Sordariomycetes, Hypocreales, Nectriaceae. The record is from RefSeq and is a predicted model, not a curated record. Bases 206 to 559 code for a protein of 117 amino acids. The transcript has a single exon.